AUGGCCCCUCCCACCAACAUGUCCUGGACCUUCACCCUGAGUGGAAUCCCGGAACUGGGGGGCAACCAGCAAUGGUUUGCGCCGCCGCUCUGCGCCCUCUACGUCACGGCGUUCCUUGGCAACUGCACCAUCCUCUUCCUCAUCAGGACAGAGCGGGGCCUCCACCAGCCAAUGUUCUUGCUGCUCGCCAUGUUGCCCGUGACGGACGUCGGAGUGUCGCUGACCACGUUACCCACGAUGCUCGGCAUCUUCUGCUUCAACCACCAUGAGAUCUACAGCGAGCUCUGCCUCACCCAGAUGUAUUUCCUUCACACCUUCGCCGCCAUGGAGUCCGGGGUGUUGGUGGCCAUGGCGGUGGACCGGCUCGUUGCCAUCUGUGCCCCGCUGAGAUACGCCUCUGUGCUGACCAACUCCGCCGUUGGCCGUAUGGGGCUGGUGAUAGUGGCGCGGGGGGUGUGCGUGGUCCUGCCCGUCCCCUUGCUCACCCGGCGCUUUCCCUUCUGCAAGACGCGGGUGCUGUCCCACUCCUACUGCCUCCACCAGGACGUCAUACGCUUGGCCUGCGCCGACACCACGGUGAAUAGCGUCUACGGGCUGGUGGCCGUGCUCCUGACCAAGGGCGUAGACUCCAUGUUCAUCCUCAUCUCCUAUGGGCUCAUCCUACGGGCCGUGAUCAACAUGAGAGCCAACGACGCUCGGCUAAAGGCCUUCAGCACCUGCGUGGCCCAUAUGUGCGCCGUCCUGCUCUUCUACAUCCCCCUCAUUGGCCUCUCGGUCCUGCACAGGGUGGGCACCCACGCCUCCCCGCUCCUCGCCAUCGUCAUGGCCGAUGUCUAUCUCCUCCUGCCCCCCGUUGUCAACCCCGUGAUUUACAGCGUCAACACCAAGCAAAUCCGGCACAAAAUGACUCGGCUCUUCAGGAGAAGGAGGGUUGGAGUCCCAGCCAAUGGGAUCGCAGUAGUGAAAGUAUGACCGGCUAAUGGCAUUACGGCUACCAUUUUGCUUUAUAGAUUUAUAUCAGCAGUGAAAUACUGGUCUUGUUUAGACUUGUGUUGGCUUUAAAGGGGAAGUAAACUCCCUCCAGGCAUCACCCCAUCAGUGCCAAAUCUGUUCCCCUGUAGCCGUGAUGGUCGCUGGGCCAGGGCCAUUUGUUCCUGUAGAGCCGGCCACGCAUUGGCCCCAUAAGAACUGUCGACUCGGCCCCUUCAGACCAAGCGGGCAGCUAAUUGCACCAUAUAGGGGGCCCUUUAAAUGACCCAACCAACUCAUCUGUGGGCAUCAAUCGGGCAGAUAGAAGCUCCCGUUGUUGGGUGAAGGUUGUUCUGUGCCAAUGGGUUGCCGUAGGGCUCCCUUCAAGCUGAUUGUUGGCCCUGGGCCCAAACCAUUAGGCCAUUCUGGCCCAACCUAUUAGUGGCCAAGAUCCACUCAACUGGGGUCCUUGCCACAUAAGCCCAGCUUAACUAAUGAGCCAGGACUAUGGGCGCCUUCUCCUAUUGGCCACUCGUGGAAGUGACAUGGCCGACGACUGGGAGGCUCCAACACUGCUCAGCUCUGCCCCUCAGGGGAAUGGAGA
Molecule: messenger RNA, 1573 nt
Organism: Xenopus tropicalis (tropical clawed frog)
Lineage: Eukaryota; Metazoa; Chordata; Amphibia; Anura; Pipidae
Gene: or51ao1
Product: olfactory receptor family 51 subfamily AO member 1
Exons: 1
Coding region: 1-972 (323 amino acids)
Biological process (GO): system process; G protein-coupled receptor signaling pathway; detection of chemical stimulus involved in sensory perception of smell
Cellular component (GO): plasma membrane; membrane
Molecular function (GO): signaling receptor activity; G protein-coupled receptor activity; olfactory receptor activity
Source: RefSeq, a predicted model, not a curated record